Molecule: messenger RNA, 1752 nt
Organism: Theileria annulata
Lineage: Eukaryota; Apicomplexa; Aconoidasida; Piroplasmida; Theileriidae
Product: histidyl-trna synthetase, putative
Exons: 3
Coding region: 1-1752 (583 amino acids)
Biological process (GO): mitochondrial translation; histidyl-tRNA aminoacylation
Cellular component (GO): mitochondrion
Molecular function (GO): ATP binding; histidine-tRNA ligase activity
Source: RefSeq, a predicted model, not a curated record
AUGAAAAAAGAAAGGUGGGAUAACAUGCCGAAGCCAACUCUUACAUCGCUAGAAUAUCUGGCUGAUUUGUACAAUGAUUUCGCUAGCCUUAGUUUGUGUGUAUCAGUAAAUUUGCUAAAUUUGAAGGAACUCAAUGACCAGAAAAUGUAUGAAAAGAAGGCCAAAUCGAGUAAACAGGGCCAAAAGUCAGUUUUGGGUCACGGAAAUGAGUUAUACAAAAAUUUUUUGGACAAAGAAGUGUGCAAGGGAGUUAAGUACUGUGACUCGGGAGUGUGGGACAUAAUCUCACGUUCACUGAGCGGAAGUGGUCUACUUAACCUCUGUAAUAGGUUCGAAGCUCUCUUGGUCCCGCAGAACCAGAAAACCAGACUGCCAAAGUUGCCAAAGGGCACUAUGGACUUUUGCCCAAAUGAAGUUCUUACAAGGAGAGUAGUAAUUAGUUCAAUAAAGGACAUUUUCAGACAACACGGAGCGGUUGAAAUAGAAACUCCGGUUUUUGAAUUAAAGGAGACCCUGUUAGGAAAGUACGGAGAGGACCAGAAGUUGAUUUUUGAUUUGAAAGACCAGGGAGGAGAACAACUUUCACUCAGAUAUGACUUAACAGUGCCGUUUGCAAGAUUUGUGGCAAUGAAUAAAAUGGAAAAGAUUAAAAGAUUUCACAUAGGAAAGGUUUAUAGAAGAGAUGAACCACAACUUGCAAGAGGAAGGUAUAGAGAAUUCUAUCAAUGUGACCUGGACUGUGCUGGAGAAUACCCCAAAAUGGUCCCAGAUUCUGAAGUUAUUUUCAUCCUAGUACGGGUUCUAAGGCUUCUGAAAGGAUCCUUUGCUGUUAGAAUUAACCACAGAGCAAUUCUUGACGCUGUACUUUUCCACUGUGGAGUUGAAGUUUCAAUGCACAGAACUAUUUGCAGUUCUAUAGAUAAGCUCGACAAAGUGCCGUGGGAUAAAGUAAAGCUUGAAAUGACUAGUGAAAAGGGAUUACCUGAAUACAUAGCAGAUAAGAUUAAAGAGUUUAUUGAGAUUAAUGGAAACUUCGAGGAAGUUUUAGGGAAACUGAGGGAUAAAAAUAUCAAAACACUCACAAAGGAUGAUUCAGAUAGUAAUGUUUUGGACGAUAUGGAAUUAUUGUGGUCCUAUUUAGAGUCGUUUGGAGUGAAAGAAAGUGAAGUGAUGUUUGAUAUGAGCCUUGCCAGAGGAUUAGACUACUACACAGGUGUGAUAUUCGAGGCGUUUUUGAAAGAUGAAGAUAUCGGAUCGGUGGGGGCAGGAGGGAGAUACGACGGGCUUAUCGGCAUGUUUUCUGGCAAAAAUGUACCUUCGGUAGGAAUGUCAGUGGGUAUUGAGAGACUAUUUAGAACAAUGCCAAAGCAGAACUCGGGUGACUUGACGGAUGUUUUCGUGUGUUCUGUAGGUUCCCCUCAAAUGUUCUUUGAAAGGAUGAAACUGGUUGGCAUGUUGUGGACUCAUGGAAUUAGAGCUGAAUUUCUAUAUAACGUCAACGCGAAUCUUCGAAAACAACUCGAUGCUGCGACAGAUAAAGGAGUAUCAUUGAUGGUGUUGGUUGGAGAUUCUGAACUGGAAACUGACACUGUUAAAAUUAAGAGGCUAAGUUAUAAUGAGGAGGAAAGGCUGGAUGAUUUAACAGUUAAAAGAUCCGACUUGAUAAGCACACUUAAAUCUCUCCUUUCAGAUAAUACAAAAUAUGACAAAUUAAUAAAAACAUUGUUUAAUCCAAAUAAUUUGGAAUCUUAA